Messenger RNA from Penicillium canescens, 1689 nucleotides. Lineage: Eukaryota; Fungi; Ascomycota; Eurotiomycetes; Eurotiales; Aspergillaceae. The record is from the annotation of a RefSeq genome assembly.
AUGCUUUUAUCAUCAAUUUUCUGUUUAUUAUUAUCUAACGCAUUGUCUUUUAGACGUGAUACAGCUAUUCUGUAUUCAAGAGUAGGUAUUAUAAUCUUAUUUUACUGUGUUUAUUUAUCUUAUAAUAAUUUAUUUAUAACAUAUUUAGAUAAUGGUAUAGGGUUAUUUGGUGGUUUAUUUUAUACAUCACCUAUUACACAAAUAUUUCAUAUAUUAAUAUUUAUAAUAAGUAUAUUAAUACUGAAUUUAACUGGGUUUUAUCCUAGAAAAUUAAUAUCUAGUGAGUAUUUAAGUUUUAAUAAAUUAUUAUUUACAAAAUUACAAUUUGUUAAAAAUAUUGCUGUAUCUAAUAUAUUAUUAAAAAAAGGAGAACAAUAUACAAUAUUAGAAUAUACAUUAAUGUUAUUAUUUAUAAUAACAGGAAGUAUAUUAUUAAUAUCUAGUAGUGAUUUAGUAUCUAUUUUUUUAUCUAUAGAAUUACAAAGUUAUGGUUUAUAUUUAUUAUGUGCUAUGUAUAGAAAUUCUGAAUCUGCUACAUCAGCUGGUUUAACUUAUUUCUUAUUAGGUGGAUUAUCAUCUUGUUUUAUAUUAUUAGGUAUAGCAUUAAUAUAUGCAAAUUUAGGUGUAACUUAUUUAGAUAGUUUUUAUGUUAUUAAUAAUUUAGCAGGUAUAUUAAAUGAACAAGAAAUAACUACAUAUAUACCUUAUUGUUUAUUAUUAAUAACUGUAGGAUUUUUAUUUAAAAUAUCAGCAGCACCAUUUCAUUUUUGAUCACCUGAAGUAUAUGAUGGUAUACCUACAAUAGUUACUACUUUUGUAGCUAUCAUAGCUAAAAUUUCUAUAUUAACAUUAUUAUUACAAUUAGUUCAUUAUACAAAUAGUAUAUAUAUUACUACAGAAUAUACUUGAACUACAAGUUUAUUAAUAAGUUCAUUAUUAUCUUUAGUUAUAGGUACUGUAUUAGGUUUAACACAAUUUAGAAUUAAAAGAUUAUUUGCUUAUAGUACAAUAUCUCAUUUAGGUUUUAUGUUAUUAGCAUUAACUAUUAAUAGUGUUGAAUCUAUACAAUCUUUUAUUUUCUAUUUAAUUCAAUAUAGUUUAUCUAAUUUAAAUGCCUUUAUUUUAUUAAUAGCUAUAGGUUAUAGUUUAUACGCUUAUAAUGAUAAAAAUAUUAAUCAUUAUAAUUUAAUAGAUAAAAAUAACUCACCUAUACAACUUAUAAGCCAACUUAAAGGAUAUUUCCAUAUUAAUAGUUUCUUAGCUUUAAGUUUAACUAUAACUUUAUUCUCAUUUGCUGGUAUUCCACCUUUAAUGGGAUUCUUUGCUAAACAGAUGGUAUUCUCAGCUGCUUUACAAGAAGGUUUUAUAUUCUUAACUCUUAUUGGUGUUUUAACUAGUGUUAUAAGUGCUGUAUAUUAUUUAUUUAUAGUAAAAACUAUGUUCUUUGAUGGACAUUCAUAUUCUUACUUUAAUAGUUUAAAAGAUAUAAGAAUACCUGCUCUUAUUUUACAAAAAAAUAAAGUAGUUAAUAAAAUAUAUUUUAAUUCUAAAUUUGCUUUAUCUAGUUCUUUAUCUAUAACUAUUUCUAUAUUAACUUUAAUUAUACUUUUAUUUAUGUUUAUGCCUAAUGAAUGAUUACAUAUGUCUAAUAUAUUAGCUAUUAUAUUAUUUGUACCAGCUGGUAUAUAA